UGUGUGCAUGUAUGUAGUCAGUCCUCUCGGGCUGACAGUUACAGUCAGACAGUCAGACAUAAACAUAUCAAAGGCAUGCUACACCAGAGGAGCUUCAGAAAAGCCUGUGCUCGAGGCACCCAAGGGUGUGUCAUCUCCUCUGGCAGCAACGGUGGACUACAAUUCUCUCAUUCCUCAGAUAGGAUGUUUCUGUGGGCAGGUAGUAAAGCCACAGAUGGAAGAAAUGACCGCAGAUCCAUCUAUCAGAAGAUUCGUGAAUAUGACGUCCUGGACAAGAGGAAGACAGUGACAGCUCUGAGGGCAGGAGAGGACAGAGCCAUACUGCUGGGCCUCAGUAUGGUCCUUCUCUCUGUCAUGAUGUACUUUGUCCUGGGAAUCACCAUACUGCGCUCUUACUCGGACAGUGUAUGGACAGACGAGGCUAACUGUACUAUUGUCAACUCCACCAUUGUGUGGGAUGUAAACUGUUCAUACAGCUGUGGAGCAGAAUGCUGGAAGAGUUCCCGUUAUCCCUGUCUCCAGGUGUAUGUCAGCCUCAACUCCUCAGGAAAGGUGGUACGACUGUUGCACAACGAGGAGACGCAGGACAGCAGUCCUGAGUGCUUCUACAUCCCAAAGUGCCUUAAGGACUAUGCAGCCACACAUGUGAUAGUUCAGAACAUUUCUGAGCGUCUCAGAUCUCAGCACACAGUACAGUGUUUUGUGGACCCAACAGACAGAAUGGACAGUGCCAUCCUGACACAGAUCUAUGGUCGAGUCGCCGUCUUCCACUCCCUGUUCUGGCCAACCUGCACCUUGAUUGGAGGAACCAUCAUCAUUGCCAUGGUGAAGCUGACCCAGUACCUGUCUAUCAUGAGCGAGCGACUAAACCGCAUUAAGAGGUGAAGGGUGGGAAGGCCAUAAGUUUAAAGGGAAGUUCCCGUUAAAUGGGCACGUGGACAACUGAAGGAUCUUCAUGGGGCCAAGACUGAAAGACAAAGUGGAGGGAAAGCUGAAAUGUGACAGCUGGAAUGCUGGGAUUCUCAGUGACAAUCUAAAAGCAGCUAGAAGCAUACAUUUCUAGUCAGUAAUUUCUAGGAUUUGUGCAAAUGUGAAAUAAUGUUUUUAAGCACCCUAUUCUGCGAUCUCUAGCUUCACAAGGCUAGUUGUUACAGGAAUAGUUCAUUUUUGAAAAUAUGCUUAUCCACUUUCUUGCCAAGAUGAGAAAAUGGACAUCACUCUCCUAUCUGUGCAUUAAAUAUGAAGCUACGGCCAACAGCCAAUUAGCUUAUCUUAGCAAACAAACUGGAAUGAUAGAGAACAAACAUCUGGCCUGGCCCUGUCCAAAGGUAACAAAACACUACCAGGACCUCUGAACCUCUACUUAAUUAACCCUAUAUAUCUUGUUUGUUUAAUGCAUGCUUGCUGUUUUCCCCUGUUACCAAUCUUUGUGUUAAGCAAAACUAACAAGCUGCUGAUAUUGAUCUUCUCUUCCAAUUCCCUCAAGAAAGCGGUUGAGUGUAUUUCCUAAAAUGUCAUUCUAUUUUUUUAAAGACACAUCUUCUUAAAGGACACCUAUUAUGCUUUUCCAUAUUUUAUGACUUAUCUACAAUGCUGGAUGUUCAUGUUAAACAUGAUCAAAGCUUCAAAUAAUGAGGUUAAAAUAUUUAAAAGAAAUCCCUGUGAGCAAAAACCUCAGAUUGUCUUCCUGUUCUGAAUGCUCUGCUCUGAAUCUACAGCUUUUUCUACCAGUGACUUUGUUCUACAACACACGAAGCUAGACGGAGCUGGUAUUCAAUAUAUGGUCAUUUGCUCCUCACACCUAUACUCAGUCUGCCAGUACCACUCAGCGGCAACAACAGCCUGGUAACAUGCUUCAGGUCUUGGCCAAUCAGAAGAUAGUGGGCUUUGAAAGGGGGGCCUUAAAGAGACAUGAGCAUUUACAGCUUGUUUCAGACAGGGGCUGAAAUGAA
Messenger RNA from Micropterus salmoides (largemouth bass), 1952 nucleotides. Its product is annotated as calcium-activated potassium channel subunit beta-2-like. Gene Ontology annotation, molecular function: potassium channel regulator activity; calcium-activated potassium channel activity. The coding region runs from base 76 to 885 and encodes 269 amino acids. NCBI's taxonomy places the organism in Eukaryota, Metazoa, Chordata, Actinopteri, Centrarchiformes, Centrarchidae. The record is from RefSeq and is a predicted model, not a curated record. The transcript has 5 exons. Gene Ontology annotation, cellular component: membrane; voltage-gated potassium channel complex. Gene Ontology annotation, biological process: potassium ion transport; detection of calcium ion.